AUGUCGCGCAGGGCUUUUACCACGGGGACCCCACCAGCACCGCGGUAUCACCACUCAGCUGUGGUCUACGGGAGCAGCAUGUUUGUGUUUGGUGGCUAUACUGGAGACAUCUAUUCUAAUUCCAACCUGAAGAAUAAAAAUGAUCUCUUUGAAUACAAGUUUGCAACUGGACAGUGGACAGAGUGGAAGACUGAGGGAAGGUUGCCAGUUGCGAGGUCAGCUCAUGGCGCAACGGUGUACAGUGAUAAGCUGUGGAUCUUUGCGGGUUAUGACGGCAAUGCACGGUUAAAUGAUAUGUGGACAAUUGGCCUACAGGACAGAGAGCUAACCUGCUGGGAAGAGAUUGAACAAAGUGGUGAAAUUCCACCUUCGUGCUGUAAUUUUCCCGUGGCUGUUUGCAAAGACAAGAUGUUCGUUUUCUCUGGCCAGAGUGGAGCAAAGAUUACCAAUAAUCUCUUUCAGUUUGAAUUCAAGGAAAAGAUAUGGACACGAAUUCCUACCGAGCACUUGCUGCGAGGCUCCCCUCCUCCUCCCCAGCGCAGAUACGGCCACACUAUGGUUGCGUUUGACCGGCACCUCUACGUGUUCGGCGGGGCUGCGGAUAACACGCUGCCCAACGAGCUGCACUGCUACGACGUCGACUCGCAGACCUGGGAGGUUAUCCAGCCCAGCCCAGACAGUGAGGUGUCCCAUCCAGGAGUGGCGGAGAGAGUAUCUGCCCCAGAAGAAGCUCCGUCCUUGCCCUCGGAAGAACGAGGUUUAAAAAAAUCUCGGGAUGUAUUUGGUUUAGAUUUCGGCAUAACAGCAAUUAAACAACCACCCACAGCAGACUCAGAGUUACCCAGUGGGAGACUCUUCCACGCUGCAGCUGUUAUCUCAGAUGCAAUGUACAUCUUUGGCGGCACAGUGGACAAUAACAUCAGAAGUGGGGAAAUGUACAGGUUCCAGUUUUCUUGUUACCCUAAAUGCACUCUGCAUGAAGAUUACGGGAGGCUGUGGGAAAACAGGCAGUUCAGUGACUUGGAGUUUGUUUUGGGAGAGAAGGAAGAACGAGUCCGAGGCCACACCGCAAUUGUUACAGCUCGCUGCAAGUGGCUGAAAAAGAAAAUCAUACAGGCAAGGGAGAGGUUGAAACAGAAAUCAAAGCAAGAUAUUGAAGACGAGGGACACGCGACGUGUCAGAAGGAUGGGGCUGGUGGGAAUGUCAAGUUGUGCCGCCUGCAGCCGCUGCUGGAAGUGCCCAUCCGAGAGGCCGAGGCGCAGCCCUUCGAGGUGCUCAUGCAGUUCCUAUAUACGGAUAAAAUAAAAUACCCUCGCAAAGGCCAUGUGCAGGAUGUGUUACUUAUUAUGGAUGUGUACAAACUGGCCUUAAACUUCAAGCUCUCUCGACUGGAACAGCUCUGCCUUCAGUAUAUCGAGGCAUCUGUAGACCUGCAGAAUGUGCUCAUUGUGUGUGAAAAUGCUAACAAGCUGCAGCUGGAUCAGCUAAAGGAACAUUGCCUGAACUUUGUGGUGAAGGAAUCACAUUUUAACCAGGUAAUAAUGAUGAAGGAGUUUGAGCAUCUUUCUUCAGCCCUCAUAGUGGAGAUUGUACGGAGAAAACAGCAACCUCCGGUUCGAACACAUUCCGAUCAGCCGCUUGACAUCGGAACAUCUUUAAUUCAGGACAUGAAGGCUUACCUAGAAGGAGCUGGGACUGAAUUCUGUGAUAUCACCCUUCUCCUAGACGGCCACCCCCGGCCAGCCCAUAAAGCAAUCCUAGCAGCCCGCUCCAGUUACUUUGAAGCCAUGUUCCGUUCCUUCAUGCCAGAAGAUGGGCAAGUGAAUAUUUCUAUAGGUGAAAUGGUUCCCAGCAAGCAAGCAUUUGAAUCUAUGCUUAGAUACAUUUAUUAUGGAGAAGUAAACAUGCCUCCUGAAGACUCCCUCUACCUCUUUGCUGCACCUUACUAUUACGGCUUCUCCAACAACAGACUGCAGGCCUACUGCAAGCAGAAUCUGGAAAUGAACGUCACAGUGGAGAAUGUACUCCAGAUUUUGGAGGCAGCCGACAAGACCCAGGCCCUGGACAUGAAGAGGCACUGCCUGCACAUCAUUGUUCACCAGUUCACCAAGGUCUCCAAGUUGCCAAAUCUCCGCUCCCUAAGUCAGCUACUCCUUCUUGACAUCAUAGAGUCGUUAGCUAACCACAUAUCAGACAAGCAGUGCGCAGAGCUGGGCUCAGACAUAUGACAUGCCUUGGUAAUCGAACUUCUCCUUUGUUCCUCAAAAAAACCUAGCACUUUACGGCUGACUCUCUUUCUUACCAUUCCGUACUGAGCUGCUCAGAGUGGCUGCACAGUGCGGCGGGCGGCCCAGAGGAGCACGGACAGCUGCCCUGCUCUCCUGUGGAUUUGCUUGGUUUGUACCUUUGUGGCGAAGGGUUUGGUCUGCGUUACGCCGAUGUAAAGUUGAAACCAUU
Molecule: messenger RNA, 2458 nt
Organism: Opisthocomus hoazin
Lineage: Eukaryota; Metazoa; Chordata; Aves; Opisthocomiformes; Opisthocomidae
Source: RefSeq, a predicted model, not a curated record